GGCGAGGAGGGGCGAGCGAGCAUCGUGCGUGUGUGUGUGUGUUGUUGGUGGAUAGUAUUAGUGGAUAGCAGCAGCCGCAGCCGGUGAAAGCCUAUGGACGAGCUGACAUAGGAGUGUCUUUCAUCAUCAGAGCACAAUGUGCUGAAAUAUAAGGAGGAAUAUGUAAUAGCAGUUGGGUUCACGAAAAUUUUCGAGCUUCAGUUGGACAGAUGGGAUGGAGGAAGGAAGACACGGUCCUCCGACAAAUUAUGGUGUGGUCCGAUCACCGCAGGGACCCAUGCUUGUUUCGCGGAAGGAAGGAGAAAGGCUUAACUUUUCAAGUUCAUGGUGUCACCCUCGCUUCGGCUUACGUGACCGGCUGUUGCUGUCCUGGGUCCCGGCCCUACUUUGUCUGUCGGCUCUGCUCGCUACCACUGCGUCCGAGUCGCUUCCAACACUCGCUUAUGCGCAACAUGCGCGAAUCUCAGAAAUAUGCUCCGAAAAAUUCUAUGGCAGAGAAGGAACUCCUGUGAAAGGGUUUGAACUUGAAAAGGUUUUUGUUGCUAUGACACCUGGGGUGCGCACUCCGGUGGAGAGAGUCCAUGGGCUAGUGGAGAUGUCACAAACCAGCUCGGCUGAGUGUCGGUUCCAGGAGUUCGCACAGAGACACGCCUCUGUCAAAGUUCAGAGCUACCCAGAAACUGUCCUGUUAAAGGAGGAGAUGAAGAGCAGCUCAGCUAAGUCCGAUUUCCGGGUCUUCAAAAGGUUUACAGAGUCUCGUGGUUGCAAAACCAACAGUUUGAGCUCUUAUGGUAUAGCUCAGCUGAUACAGCUUGGAGAGUAUCUACAAAGAUGUUAUAGUGAAAAGCUUCACAGCUUUCAGUCACUGCCACUUCACAAAGAAUUUGCCGAGACGGUGGGGGAGGAAGUUUUGUUCCAGAGUCUGUCUGCGGUCCUGCACGGCUUGCUCACAGAGAAACAGUUUGUCAGGUUUGAUAUCCGUAAGUCACCGGCCAACUUUUGUAAACGAUGCAAGUCACAAGUGGGGCCGUGCAGUUGUAGAGAGCAUGAGGACCUGCACUACUUUGUGGAGCCAUCGUUUUAUCGCGAGCGCCACAUUCUAAAGGAGGGUCUAGUGCAUGUACAGAAAAGGGCGUUUCUCAAGCAACACCAGAACAUUCCAGUCAAAGAAAUUAUUUCUCAUAUAUCCAGGGUUGCUUGUGGAGAUGAAAACGGUAUUCGUGGAGCAAUUCAAGUACCUCUAAGAGAAAUCGAUAAUUUAUUUGAUUUAUCUGAUUCAUUCAAUUCAUAUAUCUCGUCUCAGCCGUUAUUCAGAUCGUAUGCCCAGGCUCGUAUGCGCCCGUUGUGGGAGGUUGUUGAAGCAUGGUUACAUCCCACACAUGCUCCAGACAAUGUGUCUGUUGAAGGAAAAAUUGAUGAUUUCAAGAUUGUUUCGGUGGAUGAGUUGAUGAUGCUGAGUUUCCUGGCUUCGAUGAGUAAAACUCUGGACAGGCACAUGGCUCCAGCGUCGAGGUUUGUGGUAGAAAUGUUUGAGCUGAAAAGUUCUCAACAUCUUCCUCAUCAACCAAUUUACCAGUUGUCCAAGGUAGAUGAUGUCUCUUUGAACAGUACAAGUUUAGAAGCCGGCUUGCAGUAUAAUGACAGUGAGACAGGUCUUCAUUUCAAGAGCUCUUCUUUGAUGAAGGAAAGGAGUGACAGUAAGGAGUCGAACGUCUCUCUGUCGGCGUCGACAACAGCUGAGAAGCUGGGAGUGACCAGGCACAUGUUGUCUAAUCGGCACCGACAGAGGUACGUGCGAGUGUUGUAUAACGGUGAUGUCAUCACCCAGGCCCUGCCGGCGUGUGCAGAUGACCAGAUGGUUAGUCUGGGCCUCUGCUCCAUCAACACCUUUCUCAGUGGCCUUCGAAGCUCGGAGAGUGGCUCAAGGGAUGAACUCUAAAGUUCAGCUUUGGCCGUUUCUUUCUGCUUAAACAUGAAAAUCAUCUCUGAAUCUCCUUCCUGCCCCCAUACGGAUAUCAUUAUAAAUAUUUUGUAAUAAUGUCUGUUUCUAUUUUGUUACGCAGUUUUGAGCAAUCAUCAAAUUUGUAAUUUUCCCUGUUUUAUUUCAAAUGUUCCCAAAGGAGUCUUAGAGGGUAACAUUAUUUUCACUGAAAAGAAAGUGGGUCCCUUUGUUUGUACUGUUGCCUUGCGUUGAGUUUCCUGGUUUCUUCGUUGCUCCUAAUGAAGGCUUUCCUCAAUAGAUCUUUUGGUAUAUUUUCCCAUGUUAGGUAUUUUUUAGAUAUUUAUGAGACAGUCCCCCAUGAGUCUUUUGAUACAGUAAAGAGUUCGAAAUAAGCGAACUUUGUAAGAAUUGUCUUUCAAUUGAUAUCCUCUUUUUCAUUUAAUGACGUACCGUCUCCAUAUUAUGAUAACUUAUUUCAGCUGCAGAAUGCUGCGGUUUCCUCUAUGAAUAUAUGUAUCAUAAAGAAGCUUUGAUCCUAGAUAACUUAAAAGGCAACUUGAACAACAGGACUGCUUUUUAAAAUUUGUUUCUGUUUUUAAUUGUUUUUUUUUGGUGGGGUUUCAGAUUGAAUCAAGAGAGUAGUACCUCUCUUUUGGUUUCUGUUUUGAUGGGGAUAUAGCUUGAUCUACUUAAUUCUGAUUUCUUUAGCCUUCAAAAAGGUCAAAUUACAGUAGAAACUGGUUUUGUUCUUGUUACGGAUAUAUAUAGAGAUUUUUCAUGUGAGAAUUGGGAAAGUUUGUCGACUGAAAAAUUUAGGAUUUAUUCCUUUAUCUCUAAUUUGAGCUGUACUGAAUCAUGCUAUGAUGUACUUUAGGUACUGUACUUUAAGUCAGAGUAGCUUGCUUGUGAUGUGAACACUACCACAGUAUGAUUCAGAAGUGCUUAUUCACAGGAUAUUUAAACUUGUCUGGAUUUUGUCUGAUUUCUAAGGAUACAAGAUAUAUUUUGACCAUAUCAUCAGUAAAUUCUGAGUCCCCCUGCCCGCGUUUUCUCACGGUUUAGGAUUAAAAUUUUUUUUUAAUGACCUUUUGGCGCUUCUCUGUUUUAGAUGAUUCUGGACACGUGCACUGAAGGGAAGGAUUUAUGAAAACAGUUUAAAAAAGAAAUUAGUAGACAAAUGAAUGAGAUGUUGGCCUACCACUCAUCUUUUCUGCAGCUUGGUAGUGAAGUACAAUGUGCUUUUUUCUGUGUUGUUCUAUAUAUCCCAGCUGUUCCACUGGGUAAAAGCCAAAAGUGCUGCUGUCCCAGUAUUGACUUUGCACAUUGUAGAAGAUAAGCAGAGUUCCUCUUAUUAUGAGGAAUAAUCAUAUUAUCAUCAUCACUGGUUUUUGUUUGUCCAGCUAACCAUUAAUAAUAUAAUUGUUGAGAAAUUGUCAUAUCAUCUUUAUAUGCAGUUUUCCCCUUUGCUAAGCGUUAUAAAUUAGGAAAAACGUAUGGAGGAUUGAACAAUUCUUAAAUGACAAAUGUGGCUUUUGUUUGUUAACUGCCGUUUAUGAAAUUAUUGACUGAAGUAUGGAGUUUGUGAAGAUCUUGUGCAGCAUUUAAAAAAAAAAUCUUGACAGUGUGAACAGCUGAUCUGAUCUCAUGUGAUGUUAUUGAUGCCUAUAACGUAGGCGAUGUGUUUCUGAUGUAUGCAAUUCCAAAGAAUAUUGAUAUUAGCCUGUGGUCAUCCAUGAUGCUUUUCGUCAUGAGAUGUGGCACAAGCAUUAUGCAGCAAUCAUCAAGUGUUGGAGGAAUCCAGAUGUGUUUUGAUUCUUUUUAAAGUUAUUUAAGAUUUUUGUGCUUUUUAAAACAAUUUUUGUUCUCCUUGUGUGUGCGUGUUGUUGUAUUGGAGAGGAGGUACAAACGUACAAUUGCAAGUUGUGGCUUCUUUGAGGACUUGAUUGGUUUCUCGAGAGCAGUUUGCUUAUCCUGCUUCUUGUUCGGUGCCAAAGUUUCUGGCUCUGCUUUCUUAGUUCAUCUCAUCCACAACCUUUUGAUACAGAUACCAUUGCUUUACCCAGAUCCACUUCCACGUAACUGAGACACAUGGCGAAAUCGAUCUGGUACAGGUGAACUCAUUUGUUCAUCAACAGAGUGGCUUAUGAGAGCAGCCGUCUAAAGUUGAGAAGCAAAACUUAAUAACGUCUUGUUUUUUUAAAAAUCUUUGAGGCUGAUUGAAAAGUUGCUAUUUCUGUGUUGAAAAUGGAAAAAAGUAACUUUUUAUGUUGGGGGGGAGUGUGUGUGUGUUUGGAGUGACAGUUGUACAUCUUUUGUUUUUUUGUCACUCAAGCAUUUUUUUCUGUUAUAUGGCCUAUUUUUGUUGCAAGUGCCGUAAAACUCACUAAAAGCUAAAAAUUACUAGCUGUUACUAUUUUUCUUCAGCGCUUGCUGAGUGUUGCUCUGUUGAGGUAGUUGUUUUCCCCUAAAUGAUAAAUCAUCAAUGUAAUGAAAUAAGCAGAAAGUACAGGAUGGGAAAAGUCUGUUUAUCACCUUGGGAACAAAAUGGCUCCUGUCAGGGAAAUGUUGAUGAUGUACACGCGUGCCUUGGAAAUUUCCUGAACAUCACGUUGUUUGUGCCCUUUUGUCCUUGAGAGAAAAUGUCAAACAGAGUGCACAUGUGCAUGUCAUAUGGUAAUGUCUUUUCUUUCCUCUUUGCUUUUCUCGUUCGCAUAUCAACAUUUGUGGUAAAUGUCUGGGCAGGGGAGGCAAUGAAGGUCAUAAACACCCACCUUCUGCCGUGGCUUGGGAACUUGGAGCUUACAGGUGGUACUUAUAACCCUGUUAUAAGUGAGCCAGCCAUGUUGUAUAAUACCAUCAGUUUACAGGUAGUGAUGAACUUUGUUCAUUAGUCUUUCACUACAUCUCUUGUGUUUUUAACGUAGUUUUCUCUUCACAUCUGUAUUAAAGUCGUAUUAAUUUAGAUAUUCAGAACCUCCUUUAAAUUAUCGAGAUUGAGUAAUUUUUUUUCCCACGGGGGUAAAUAUGUGACAUGGUAAGGAAAUCAGUUGCUCGUCAAAAUAAUGAAAUGGAAGAAACCAAUAUUUUUCAGCUCAUUUGGCAAUUUUCAUAAUUUUUUGUUUUGUUUUGGGGUCAACACCUUGUAUGUCUGCUUUAAAAAUGCAUUAAUUCUUGCAUAGAAUUUACUGAAAAACUUUGAUUAAAUACACACCUUUGGAAGUUACGAAACUUGGGUGACUAUUUUCUCGCUUAUUUUAUCUCUGACACCAGAUGACCCCUACCUCCUUCAAUUGCAAAUAUAUAUCUACUUCUAUUCACGAGUGGGUUUUUAUGAAAAAUUGUCUUUUCUUCAAAGCAAGGCAAAAGAAUAGGCCUUAAGAUUAUAAAUCUAUAUAUCCAAAAAUUGAUGAGCGCCUUAUUUCACCUUUCUGUGACAGAUGUUUGUAAUUUCCUGCUUCUUGGCCUGUCUAGAGUCAGUUCUGGGUUUCAGUUGUUGCGCAAUACUGGUUUCCUCUUUUCUCUUCUUUACAAUUUUUAUUGUAAGUGACAUUUCCACAACACUUCUCCGUUUCCUCCCCAAAAAGCAGUAUGGCCUUUCUUCCUUUCAUCUGAUUUGAAGUAUCGCUUGCAAGCAUUCAUUUGCUGCAACUUCUCUUCUCUUUUCUAUCCAGUACAUGUCCUUUUUUCCCCCUUUGGAUGUGAAAUCUUAUUUCUGAUUCAUUUGAUGUUUUGUGCUUUCUUUAAAGUUUAAAGUAUGCAGUUAUUUUGUGUAUUUGUUAUUUUGCUAAACUGAUCUUCUAGUCAGGUUGCCUCUUUUUGAUGAUAAUUAAUCUGUCUUUGGAGUGGAAAAAGCAAGUCAUUUCAAUUUUAUGUUACAUUCCUUGGUAUGUUUCCACAGGAGACUUCAUAUUAAUGGUGGGUCAAGUUGGAUGAGAAAACUGGUAAGAUGCUUGUAUAUUAAAUAAACACGAGUUUUUAUGCGAUUAAGCAGAGAAACGACUCGUUGCCACAUAGAAGCUUUGAAUUUUCAAAGUUUUGUAGAUACACAAAUAGUUAUUCACAGACUUGCUUAUAUGGGUUUCUCCUGCUCACCAUGUUGGUUGUUGGUGUGAAGGGCACCACCUCACAAAGGACAGCUCCGCUGGUGCUAGGAGAGCGCCACCAAUAUGCCCUAUUUCCUUUUGCUUCUUUUUGUCUUUUUUUUGCGUGUUCGUUUUUCUUUUUCCAGCGCUAACUAUGGCUACUUUCUUCUUGUUGAUGGGCUUCUUUUGUUUGAACUCAAGCAGGAGGAGUUUCUUCCUGGUGAUCAUCUUCCUUAAUGUGUAGCUGUCCUGAUUAAGUCAGCGGGCCAUGGUGCUGUAGGUUUUAGACAUGAAAGGAUUGUCUGCCGCACAGGAAGUUAAAGGUUAAUUUAGAGUUUGUGUGGGUUCCGAAUUAUUUUUCACUUUCGCGCUAGAAUAUAUCCUUUCAGCCUAAUGAGCAUGAUCGAAUGUUCCAUCUUCAAAAUGUUGUGCAUUUUGUCUCUUGAGGAUCUAUCUCUUCACAACUAUACCAACAUAUAAAAAAAGCUGGCGUGGAAAUAUAAUUCAAGUGGGAGGGGCAGUAUUUUACCGCUUUUCAACUGGAAUACUCAGCAAAUUUCCUUUCUUUUUGGAGAGAUAGAUUUGAAAUGCAUAUAUAUAAUCAACAGGGAAACUUGGAACUUGCUGUAAAACUUUUGGUUCCGAGUUCGUAUAAAGCGUUGGGUCAUUUGCUGCGCCUACAAUCAUAAAUCAAACAAGCAUUUCUGUCAAUUGUGUAUCAUGUGUAUAUUAUACAAAUGUUAAUUUAUUGUCUCAACUUAAGCAGAAAAUGAUGUGACAGCCUUUUGUUGCUUAGGUGGCAUUGUGUUUGUAGAUUGUACAACCCUUAAAGUUUUUGUAUGUACAGAAAUGUGUUCUUAGCUGUUGCAGUUUCUCGGAGACAACAGUAGCACAGCUUGUGCGUUUAUUUUUUACAGCAAUCUUACUUUUAGUGUUUAGCCUGUUAACUGGAUUUUCAGGAACUGCCAAUUUUCGCACAACUGGGCAUAUUCUUUUUUUAUAUUAGAUAAGUCUUUGUACAAACUGGUCCAGAUAUUUUCUCCAUGUACAUGUAGUGAUUGAAUCUCAGCUUGACUUUCGAAAUUUGCUUGCUAAUCACUGUUGGAAAAGUAACUUUACUUAAAGCGUUCUUCCUGCUGCAGGCAGAGGUGCAGUUUUUUUGUUUAAAAAAAAAGAAUUUGAACUAAUAUUUUAUUUUUUAAAUGUCGUAUUUAGACUAGACAUCUCCAGGUUCUCUCAUUAGCCUGUUAAUUCUUUUUGUACAUGUAAUGUAAUGACUGUUUUCUUCCAUUGCCAUAUUCCCCGUAUGUCAGAUGUGCUAAGGUUUAAAAUCGUUGUAAGGAGCAACAUUUUACCCAUAGAGCUUUCACUACCUUAUCACAUCGUGUUCUUCAAAUUGGGGAAAUAAUAUGUGGCUGUUAUUUACUGAACUGAUUUCUACACACUGAUUCACGCUGCGGUAACAUCUCAAGAGUUGUUUAAAAAAUGUUACUCAACAUGUCUCAUAUUUUUUAUCUUUUGUUUUCCCAUUAGACCAUUUGAUUGGUCAACUUGUUUAAAAAAAAAAAAGAACUAUGUUUCUGAUUCUUUUCUGUUCAUAUAAAAUUCAUUGUUUUCAAUUUUUGUUGAACUUCUUUCAUUGAUUAUUCAGCAGAUCAUUUCUGACAUGGAUCUUUUAUCUUUUGUUGCUUCAUUUAUACAGUAUCGGGGAUGUGUUAUCUCAAACUUUAAUCUCAGCAUAGUCGAAGAAUCUCAGCUGGACAUGCCAAGAGGGGUUGUUUUGUUUAUGCCAUGGAUCUGGUUUUCCCUAUGGUAAUGGCAUGCAGUUUUUUUUCCUUGUGGGGAGUUUCCCAAACUGUUCUCCAAAUUGGGUUUAUUUUUGUGAUGGGUGGUGUGGUAAUUAGUGGACAUGGCGUUUUGGGAGCCCUUAUUGUGUUUAAAAGAUGCACACAAAAAUUCUGAAACUGAUGGCUGUGGUAUCAUUUUUUAGCUCUUUACCACGUGUGCAUGAGAGAGUCUUUAAUUCUCACUUUGAGUAGGAAGAAACAGUAUUGAGCUCCUCUGUCAUUCUACUCUUUCCGCUGGGGUGCGGCAUUCCUCUCCCGCUCGACCAGGGUCAUCCCUGACCGGCAGUCGGUGUCAAAGUUGUCUUCCCUUUAGAUGACACUAAUUCUGUUGAUGAGAGAGAAGAACACUUUGAUCCAUGGCACAACUCUAAUCAAAGAAGGGAAAGCAAGUAGUACCGUAGUUUUGGAGAGCACUACCUGUACUCCUGAAGUUGUUGCUGUUGUUAUGGCAUAUUUCAUCAUUAUUAGCUUAUUGUUUGUCUGCUGUUCAGAUGUGCCAAGUCCAAAUGUUAGAAAAAGGGUUUUGAACUGCCGUUUCUUAAUUUGUAGUAUUGGUUGCACACGCCCAAGAGAAGUUUUUAAAAUCAAAUUUCAAAUUCUAGAUGCAUUAUAAUAAUGUAGGUACAAUUUUUAAAAAGAAUGAAACUGUUUUCUUUCUCCUGAAAAAUUUAGCUUUUCGGGCUUAUAACAUUUUUGCAAGAGCUUGCUGGCUGGUGUUAUGGUGGUAUGUUCUCUGCAUGCCAUUUAACAAGAGGGAAAGGAAUCUUCUUGUGAACUCUUCUGUUGAAGAUAAUCAUUUGUAAGUCAUGCAUAUUAUUUUAGUAAGUAAUUUAUUUCAUUUAGUUUUUGUGGUCAUUGACUUUUGUGUUUGAAUUUCUUGUUAUGUUUGUUUCAUUUUUUGUUUGAAUUUCUUGUUAUGUUUGUUUCAUUUUUUGUUUUGUUUCUUUCAUCUGCUGUUUCUUGUUGAGCCCUUCCCAUGUGUUAGCCUCCAUCUGAUGUACUAUUGUACUUCAGGGAGGUGAUGGUAGUUUUGCAUGCAUUUAUUCAUAUCAAGGUCCUUGGCUUGUGCUUUAUCAUGCCCUGGAAAUGAUUCAUAUUAUGUGUUUUAUAAUGUUGAUGCUCAAAUCGUUGCUAGAAGCAGCAUUUGUUAUUUUGUACAAAGUUGUGCCAUAGCGGAAGUCUAUGUAGUCAUUUUAUUGAUAGUUGUGUCUGAAGAGAUGAUACUAUGUAGCCUACUGGUGUGUUUGUGUAGAAUUGACUUAUUUUAAUUUU
Messenger RNA from Aplysia californica (California sea hare), 9143 nucleotides. RefSeq lists its product as uncharacterized. Bases 215 to 1939 code for a protein of 574 amino acids. The transcript is spliced from 3 exons. NCBI's taxonomy places the organism in Eukaryota, Metazoa, Mollusca, Gastropoda, Aplysiida, Aplysiidae. The record is from RefSeq and is a predicted model, not a curated record.